CAUUAAUGUCAAAGUAAAAAUCCUCCAUUUGCAAGAAACAAACGUCUUUAACUGCGCGGGGUCGGAUGAAUAUUCAGCAAGUUUGUUUCUAUAAAUAAGUUUUUAAUAAAUAAAAAGUAUUCUUAGUGAUUUGUUGUAAAUUUUGGACUAAUAAUGGCUACUCAACCUCAUAGUCGGAAGAGAGUGUGUUAUUAUUACGACAGUGAUAUUGGUAAUUACUACUAUGGUCAGGGACAUCCGAUGAAGCCUCAUAGGAUAAGGAUGACGCAUAAUUUAUUGCUAAAUUAUGGGCUUUAUAGGAAAAUGGAAAUUUAUAGACCGCAUAAAGCAACAGCUGAAGAAAUGACCAAAUUUCAUUCAGAUGACUAUAUUCGUUUUCUGAGAUCAAUCAGACCUGAUAACAUGGCUGAAUAUAACAAACAGAUGCAAAGGUUUAACGUUGGCGAGGACUGCCCAGUAUUUGAUGGACUUUAUGAAUUCUGUCAGUUAUCUGCUGGAGGUUCGGUAGCUGCUGCUGUUAAACUAAAUAAGCAAGCUUCAGAGAUAUGUAUAAAUUGGGGAGGAGGUCUGCAUCAUGCCAAAAAGUCAGAAGCUUCAGGCUUUUGUUAUGUUAAUGACAUUGUACUUGGUAUUCUCGAGUUGUUAAAGUAUCAUCAGAGAGUACUGUAUAUUGACAUUGAUGUUCAUCAUGGAGACGGAGUUGAAGAAGCUUUCUACACAACUGAUAGGGUCAUGACGGUAUCCUUCCACAAAUAUGGAGAAUAUUUUCCAGGGACUGGUGAUUUAAGGGAUAUUGGAGCUGGUAAAGGUAAAUACUAUGCUGUCAAUAUUCCUUUAAGAGAUGGAAUGGACGACGAAGCAUACGAGAGUAUUUUUGUACCUAUUAUCAGCAAGGUUAUGGAAACUUUCCAGCCCAGUGCAGUGGUACUACAAUGCGGCGCUGACUCUCUAACUGGAGACAGACUGGGUUGUUUCAAUCUAACGGUGAAAGGCCACGGAAAAUGCGUGGAAUUCGUAAAGAAGUACAACCUCCCAUUCAUGAUGGUCGGCGGCGGAGGCUACACCAUCCGAAACGUUUCCAGAGCGUGGACGUACGAGACGUCCGUCGCUUUGGGCGUAGAGAUCGCCAACGAGCUGCCCUACAACGACUAUUUCGAGUACUUCGGCCCCGACUUCAAGCUCCACAUCAGCCCCAGCAACAUGGCCAAUCAGAACACUCCCGAAUACUUGGAAAAGAUCAAGACGCGACUGUUCGAAAACCUGCGCAUGUUGCCGCACGCUCCGGGUGUCCAGGUGCAAGCCAUUCCCGAGGACGCGAUCAACGAGGAAAGCGAUAACGAGGACAAGGUGGAUAAGGACGAAAGGCUGCCGCAAAAGGAUCUGGACAAGAGGAUAGUGCCGGACAACGAGUUUUCCGACAGCGAGGACGAGGGAGAGGGCGGCCGGAGGGACAACAGGAGCUACAAGGGCAGGAAACGGCCGCGACUGGACAAAACGGAGAACAAGGAAAGCGAGGAAAAGCCCAAGGAGGAAGUUAAGGCAGAUAAAG
Sitophilus oryzae (rice weevil) is the source of this 1549-nucleotide messenger RNA. It is a transcript of the gene HDAC1, whose product is annotated as histone deacetylase Rpd3. Gene Ontology annotation, molecular function: histone deacetylase activity. The record is from RefSeq and is a predicted model, not a curated record. Lineage: Eukaryota; Metazoa; Arthropoda; Insecta; Coleoptera; Curculionidae.